This is a messenger RNA of Mesitornis unicolor (brown roatelo), 990 nucleotides long. RefSeq names its product SSU72 RNA polymerase II CTD phosphatase homolog (S. cerevisiae) (gene SSU72). The transcript has 4 exons. The annotation marks the transcript as partial. Gene Ontology annotation, biological process: termination of RNA polymerase II transcription. Lineage: Eukaryota; Metazoa; Chordata; Aves; Mesitornithiformes; Mesitornithidae. Gene Ontology annotation, cellular component: nucleus; mRNA cleavage and polyadenylation specificity factor complex. Gene Ontology annotation, molecular function: RNA polymerase II CTD heptapeptide repeat phosphatase activity. The record is from RefSeq and is a predicted model, not a curated record.
CAAACGAGGAUUCAGUGUCCGAUCCUUUGGAACAGGGACUCAUGUGAAACUGCCAGGACCAGCACCGGACAAGCCAAAUGUUUAUGAUUUCAAAACAACAUAUGAUCAGAUGUACAAUGAUCUGCUUAGGAAAGACAAAGAACUAUACACACAGAAUGGGAUUUUACACAUGUUGGACAGAAAUAAGAGAAUCAAGCCACGACCAGAAAGAUUCCAGAACUGCAAAGAUGUUUUUGAUUUGAUCCUAACGUGUGAAGAAAGAGUCUAUGAUCAAGUAGUAGAAGAUUUAAAUUCCAGAGAGCAGGAGACGUGUCAGCCAGUACACGUGAUCAAUGUGGACAUUCAGGAUAACCACGAAGAGGCAACUCUGGGUGCUUUCCUUAUCUGUGAGCUCUGCCAGUGUAUACAGCACACAGAAGACAUGGAAAAUGAAAUAGAUGAGCUGUUACAGGAAUUUGAAGAGAAAAGUGGAAGGACUUUUCUUCAUACUGUCUGCUUUUAUUAAAGCACAUCUGUCUCUUAGGCCUUAAUACAGAUGAGGAAAGCAUGUGUUUAAAGUUCUGAUUAUACUGUAUUUUCCUGGAAAAUGACUAUUGAAUUUUUUGUUGUUGUUGUUUAAAAACACCUUUUCAGUGUCGUUUUGUUUUGUUUCAGGUAUUCUGUCACAGGUAGGCAGAGAUACUGGUUGGGGUUGUACAUAUGAGAUGAUUAAAAGUAUACACAAAGGCCACCUAUUUAAAAAUGAGAAUCAAGAUUUCCUUUAAAUCCUACUUUAAUUAUUACAAGUAGGUCUUUAAUUAUAAAGAGAAUGUUUCUUGAAUAUAAGUUUAUAAUGUAUUUUUCCAGCUUACAAAUUUAUUUUAUUUCAGUUGUGCUUUUUUUUUUAUUUUAAUGUGACAGAAUGGCUGAACUAUGUGAGGAUAUGAAUGGAACAAUGAAAAACAAUUAUCUGUAUAUUAUUAGACAUAAAGUUGGAAGCAUCCAAUAAAA